Molecule: messenger RNA, 5451 nt
Organism: Conger conger (European conger)
Lineage: Eukaryota; Metazoa; Chordata; Actinopteri; Anguilliformes; Congridae
Product: tyrosine-protein kinase JAK2-like
Exons: 24
Coding region: 706-4068 (1120 amino acids)
Biological process (GO): cytokine-mediated signaling pathway; cell surface receptor signaling pathway via JAK-STAT; cell differentiation
Cellular component (GO): cytoskeleton; cytosol; membrane
Molecular function (GO): ATP binding; cytokine receptor binding; histone binding
Source: RefSeq, a predicted model, not a curated record
ACACUCGGUACCUGCGCAGUAAGACUGAACUAGUUUUCAGUUGCUUUAUGUGGGCUGCGAUUCGUGAAUGCCUACACUUUUUUCUAAAUGUGAAAAAAUACUUUGCUGUCAUAUCGAUCUGAGACUUCAAACAAGCUAGCACUAAUCUAACGAAGGAUUUUACAUACUGUCUAGUAUAUCACCGUGGCCAAGGACUACAAAAACUUAUUGACGCUGGAGACCACUGUCAAUGGAUUCAGCUAGCCAAGUUAGCUAGCUAACUUGCUUAGCUAGUUGGCUAUUUAAUGUUUAGCUAGCUAUGUUCGUCUAGGAAUUGACGAUACGUGCUCGUUUAUAAGAAGCGUGGGCCAUAUUUUAUGGUCUGUCAAUGGCUGUGCACAACAUGGUUAGUUAACUAGUUAGUUGGUUAGCUAGCUAACUAUGCUGUUCGCAAGACAGCCUGCUUGCUAACAAGAUUAGCUAGUUAACGAAGCCAGACUAACUGGAUGGCCAGUUCACUACAACGUUAGCUACACGAUCAAGACGUGGCAAAUGGACCAAGGACCCCACUGAUGACGAACAAGUAAUUUAAAAUAGCAUUAAAUACCGUGCUAAAUAAUUGUGGACAUUUACCUAAAAUAUCAUAACUAGCUACCUUAAAUCAGAAGACGGAUUUCACCACAGCAAAACACCAACGAAGUAAUUGAUGUGACCGCUGCUCCUCUGAUGGUCUGUGUGACGGUGAUCACCAUGGAGACGCCGCCGUGCCCCGUGCCUCAUCAGAAUGGCAACGUCCACGCCGGUGCCCCCGGCCCCAAGGCGCCGACCGUGCUCAAGAUCCACCUGUACGAUAACGGGCGGGGCGGCAAGGAGCCGGCCGUCCUCUCCUACCCCCCGGGGGACUACGUGGCGGAGGAGCUGUGCAUCGCUGCUGCGAAGGAGUGCGGGGUGAUGCCCAUGUACUUCAGCUUGUUUGCCCUGAUGAGUGAGAGAGACCGCAUGUGGUUCUCACCCAACCAUGUCUUCCGUCUGGAUGAAACGGCAGAUGAGAACCUGCGCUUGAGAAUCCGGUAUUACUUCCCUCGCUGGUACAGCAGUGAGGCGUCCCGGGCCUACCGCUAUGGGUUCGCCAAGGACGCGGAAAGCCCCGUGCUGGACGACCUCGUCAUGUCCUACCUGUUCAAUCAGUGGAGGGGCGACUUCGUUGGUGGCUCGGUGAAGAUGGCCAUCAGCCACGAGACGCAGGAGGAGUGUCUGGGCAUGGCCGUGUUGGACAUGAUGCGCAUGGCCAAGGAGAGGGACCGGUCCCCGCUGGACAUCUACAGCAACAUGAGCUACAAGUCCUUCCUGCCCCUGGAGAUGCGUGCCCGUAUCCAGGACUACCACAUCGUGACCCGGAAGCGGAUUCGCUACCGCUUCAGGAAGUUCAUCCAGCAGUUCAGCCAGUGCAAGGCGACGGCCCGCGACCUCAAACUCAAAUACCUGAUAAACCUGGAGGGCCUGCAGCCCGUGGUGUACUCGGAGAGCUUCCAGGUCAAAGACCCCAAAGCCGGGCAGGUCACGAUCAUCGUCUCCGGGAACAACGGCAUCCAGUGGUAUCGCAACAGACUCCGAGACUCCGAGACAGAGCAGGAGCUGCAGACGUACUGCGAUUUCCCCGAGGUCAUCGACAUCAGCAUCAAACAGGCCAGCAAGGACGGCUCCAGCGAAAGCCAGAUCGUCACCAUCAACAAACAGGACAGCAAGACGCUGGAGGUGGAGUUUGAGUCCCUGUCAGAAGCCCUGUCCUUUGUGUCCCUCAUCGAUGGCUACUACCGGCUCACCGCAGAUCCCCACCACUAUAUCUGCAAAGAAGUAGCUCCCCCUAGGGUCCUGGAGGCAGUUAACAGCUACUGCCAUGGCCCCAUCGCGAUGGAGUUCGCCAUCGGCAAGCUCCGGCGCUUGGGGAACCAGCGAGGCCUGUACGUUCUCCGCUGCAGCCCUAAGGACUACAGCAAGUACUUCCUGUCCUUCGCCGUGGGGUUGGACAAGGAAGUGCAGUACAAGCACUGCCAGAUCGUGAAGAUGCCCACGGGCGAGUACAACCUGAGCGGGGCGAGGAAGAACUUCAUCUCCCUGAAGGAUCUGCUGCACUGCUACCAGAAGGAGACGGUGCGCUCCGACGGGAUCGUCUUCCAGUUCAGCAAGUGCUGCCCGCCCAAGGUCAAAGACAAGUCCAACCUGCUGGUGUGCAGGAGCAACCAGAGUUCAGAGAUGCCCAUCUCGCCCUCUCUCCAGAGGCACAACAUCAGCCAGAUGGUCUUCCACAAGAUCAAGAAGGAAGACCUGGAUUUUCGUGAGAGCCUGGGCCAAGGCACCUUCACCAAGAUCUUCAAAGGAAUCCGCAGGGAGCUCGGAGACUACAGCCAGCUGCACGAGACGCAGGUCAUCAUGAAGGUCCUGGACAAGGCUCACCGCAACUACUCCGAGUCCUUCUUCGAGGCCGCCAGCAUGAUGAGCCAGCUGUCUCACAAGCACCUCCUGCUGACCUACGGUGUCUGCGUGUGUGGGGAGGAGAACAUCAUGGUGCAGGAGCACGUGAAGUUCGGGUCCCUGGACACAUAUCUGAAGAAGAACAAGAACUCGGUCAACAUCAUGUGGAAACUUGAGGUGGCCAAGCAGCUGGCCUGGGCCAUGCUGUUCCUGGAGGAUAAAAACCUGGUCCAUGGGAACGUCUGCGCCAAAAACAUCCUGCUGAUCCGAGAGGAAGACCGGAAGAACGGGAACCCGCCCUUCAUCAAGCUGAGCGACCCUGGCAUCAGCAUCACCGUGCUUCCGAAAGAGAUUCUGGUGGAGCGGAUCCCCUGGGUGGCUCCGGAGUGCAUCGACGACCCCAAGAAGCUGAGCCUUGUGGCGGACAAGUGGAGCUUUGGCACCACGCUGUGGGAGAUCUGCAGCGGAGGGGAGAAACCUCUCAGCUCUCUGGACUCCUCCAAGAAACACCUGUUCUAUGAGGACAGGCACCAGCUUCCUGCUCCCAAAUGGACGGAGCUGGCCAACCUGAUCAACAGCUGCAUGGACUAUGAGCCCAUGUUCCGGCCGUCCUUCAGAGCCAUCAUCCGGGACCUCAACAGCCUCUUCACCCCCGACUAUGAGCUCCUGGCUGAGAGCGACUUGCUGCCCAACCGAAGCAGGGGGUUGGGCUUCAUCGCUGCCCUGGAGACCCAGGAGGUAUCCCAGUUUGAGGAGAGGCACCUGAUAUUCCUGCAGCAGCUGGGCAAGGGUAACUUCGGCAGUGUGGAGAUGUGCCGCUACGACCCGCUGCAGGACAACACCGGGGAGGUGGUGGCGGUGAAGAAGCUCCAGCACAGCACAGCCGAGCACCUGCGUGACUUCGAGAGGGAGAUCGAAAUCCUCAAGUCCCUCCAGCACGAGAACAUCGUCAAGUACAAGGGCGUGUGCUACAGCGCGGGGAGAAGAAACCUGCGUCUGAUUAUGGAGUACCUGCCCUUCGGCAGCCUGCGAGAUUACCUCAUCAAGAACAAGGAGCGGAUCGAUCACAAGAAGCUCCUGCACUACGCGUCUCAGAUCUGCAAGGGGAUGGAUUAUCUGGCAACCAAACGGUACAUCCACAGAGACCUGGCAACCCGGAACAUUCUGGUGGAGAGUGAGCAGAGGGUGAAGAUCGGGGACUUCGGCCUGACCAAAGUGCUGCCCCAGGACAAAGAGUACUACACAGUGAAGGAACCUGGAGAGAGCCCCAUCUUCUGGUAUGCCCCAGAGUCCCUGACUGAAAGCAAGUUCUCGGUGGCGUCGGACAUCUGGAGUUUCGGAGUGGUGCUGUAUGAGCUCUUCACCCACAGUGAUAAGGCCUGUAGCCCUCCCGCUGUGUUCUUGGGAAUGAUGGGGAGUGACAAGCAGGGUCAGAUGAUUGUGUACCACCUGAUCGAGCUCCUGAAGGCAGGGAGCAGGCUGCCACAGCCUGAGGACUGCCCUGCACAGAUCUACAGCAUCAUGAGCGAGUGCUGGAACAAGGAUCCUUGCCCUCGGCCGACGUUCCGGAUGCUGGCCGGCAGUCUGGACGUGUUUCGGAGCGGUCUGGACGGAUGAGUUUGGGCCCCUCUGUCAGGCUCCCGGAGCACAGCCUGGGACGGACCUCCCUGCAUCAGGGCGGGACUGCAGACGCCCGUGUGGAGCUGCUGUCACACGGCCAGCGUGGAAACGCCCCGCGCGUUUCCGUCGUGUGAAAGCAGCUCCACAGGCGUUUGGAGCGCAGGGGGAAUCGCCAGGCUAUGGGAGGCGUUCGGUUUAAUUACGCCAGCUGUCCUGGACGUCGCUCUUUCGCGUGAGGCAGAGACUGGAGUGGUCCUUCCACUGUCGAGUGACUGACUCGGUCAGAGUAUUUGACUUAGGAACCUGGACACCGGCUGAAGUCUGAGAAAGGGACAGACCAUCCUAGAGCUUCAAACGUGGUGUCCUUUUCCUGUUUGUUUUCUCCGAGCAUCGUGACACCGGUGUGCGCUUUGUGGGAGAUGAACGAGCAGAGAAUAAAGGCUGUCAUUUUCAGCUCGCUGCAUUGCAUUUGUUUCAGUGAUGCCUGCGCAAGCCAGUACACGGGUGUGGUAUGCUCUGUCACCGAAACCUGACUACCAGCAGUUUUCAAACAAGGCUUGUGCCAGGAGAGGUUUAUUCUUUUACGAUGCUGUACCUGAAGCUCUGCCGAACAUGACCACUAUACCUGUACAGAUGGUGGUCUAAUGUGUCAUGCAAGGUCCUGGCCUGGACCGUUAUUAUACUUCGUAAGCAGAUAAUGUUAAGAGAAUUAUUUUUUUGUGUUUGUGUUUUGUCUCUUCUUUUGUUUUUGCUUUGUUUGAGGGAGAGAUAGAUCUCAUCGGAGCUCCGGCGACAGUAAGACUGGACAUUCCGGCACCCAUAGGAGUGCCCCUCUGCCAGGAGAGACUGCCCAUUGGUUUCAUGCAAAAACGUGCACUGUGGAGGUCCUGAGCCUGUGAAGUGGCUAAAAAGAAGCUGCCAUUUUGGCUCUCUUGUAUAUGUGCCAUCUCAGCUGUAGCUAGGCUUCAGUAAAAAAAAAAAUGAAAACGAACUGUACCAAAAGAGGAGAGUGUUUUACUUAUGCAAACAGUCUUGUUUUUGUAAUGGUGUCCGUCUUCCUGCAUUGUGUGUUCUCGCUGGCAGCACUGCUGGCAUUCUUAUCUGACCCCACCUUUUAACAAAUUAUCUUAUAUUGUAUCCUUUUUUUAUUUUUGUUGUUUUAUUUUUUACAAAUAAUAUAUGACAAUGAAAAUAAGUUGUUUUUCUUUUUGUAAUCUUGUACUCUAAAGGUACGUUAAUUACAUUUGAAUGUUAUUUACCCACUGAAUGUAAAUGAAAAACCUUGUUGAAUAUAUUGCGCAAUUGCAUGUAAAAUACAAAUAUAAUUUUGUAAUUAAUUUUUGUGCAGGCCAUGUCAAGAUUAAAUGGUAUAUCACUGCA